GCUGUGCUUGCUAGCCUAUUACUAUUUCCAAUGGUUAUGAUGGAUGUUGACUCGACUGACUUGAGGCCUGAAAGAAGUGGUGAAAUGAGAGAACGAGAUGAUUCGCCUGGUAGGGAGAGGUGGGGUGAGGAUGGACUUGAUGCUUUGGAAGAAAAUGAUCUUGAGAAAUCUAGGGAUUCAAGCAAGCAUCAGAGCAAGACUUCUGGGAGUUCUGGCCGAAAAGAAGAAAAAGAACAUAGAAGUAAAAAUCGAGAACGGUUAAGAGAGGGAGAGAAAGAGGAUAAAGGUUUACAGAAGGACCGGGUGUCCAGUAGAGAUAGAAGGAAGGAGGAUAGAGAUGAUACAGAAAAGGACAAGACCAGAGACAGGGUUCGAGAGAAAGAUACUGACAGGGACAAGUACAGAGACAAAGAGAGAGAUAGAGGAAGAGAGAAAGAUCGUAGAUAUCAUGAAAAGGAAAAAGAGCGAGAUAAGGACGACUUGGAGAGGGAUGGUGGACGGGGUCGAGAUAAGGAGAGAGCAAAAGACAAAAACAGGGAUAAAGACAAGGACAAGGAGAGGACAAAAGAUAGAGAAAGAGAAAAGGAGAAGGAUAGAGAGAAACAGAGAGAAAGGGAAAGGGAAUAUGAUAGGGUGAGAAGUAAAGAUGCAAGUGAUAAAGAAAAGGUGAAACAGAGAACUAGAGAGGAGUGGGAUGUGGUUCGUGGUAAGGAGAAGUCAAGAGACACAGAUGGAAGCUAUCGGAAUAGGAGCAUGGAUGUGGGAAAUGAUGACGUGUCAAGAUUCAAUGAAGAAGAUGGUAUUGAUGGGGACUUAUCUGAACAGGAAAUGGGUCUAGCUGAUGCCGAGGAUACCAGGAUUUCUCUUGUGAAGGGUGAAUCUAUUGGAUCACAGCCUGCUGUUCCAGAGCUGGAGGAACGUAUUUUGAAGAUGAAGGAAGAAAGGUUGAAGAAAAAAUCAGAAGGUGCCUCUGAAGUUUUAACAUGGGUUAACAAGAGCCGCCAGAUUGAGGAAAAAAGGAAGGCUGAAAAGGAGAAAGCCUUGCAGCUCUCAAAGAUUUUUGAAGAGCAGGAUAGAAUUGAUCAAGAAGAAAGUGAUGAUGAGGAAGCAACGCGACGCACUACUGAAGAGCUGAGUGGGGCAAAAAUUCUUCAUGGGCUUGACAAAGUACUUGAAGGAGGUUCAGUUGUCUUAACUCUCAAGGAUCAGAGCAUACUUUCUGGUGAUGAUGUAAAUCAAGAGGUUGAUGUGCUUGAAAAUAUUGAAAUUGGAGAGCAGAAGCGGAGGGACGAUGCAUACAAGGCUGCAAAGAAGAAAAAAGGGAUUUAUGAUCAGAGUGAUGAGCUUGAUUCUGAAAAGAAAAUGCUUCCACAAUAUGAUGACCCGAUGGAAGAGGAGGGUGUGACCCUUGAUGGAACUGGACGUUUUAGUGGUGGUGCAGAGAAGAAACUGGAAGAGCUCCGGAGAAGAAUUCAGGGGGUUGCCACAAAAAACCACACUGAAGAUCUCAAUUCCUCUAGUAGAAUUUUGACAGACUAUUAUACUCAAGAAGAAAUGCUUCAAUUUAAGAAGCCCAAGAAAAAAAAAUCUCUAAGAAAGAAAGAGAAGCUGGACAUAGAUGCCCUUGAAGCAGAGGCUAUUUCUACUGGACUGGGUGCUGGGGAUCUUGGUCCUCGGAAUGAUAAGACAAGGCAAGCCCUAAAGGAGGAAAAGGAGAGAGCUGAGGCUGAGAUGCGAAGUAAGGCAUACCAGACUGCAUAUACAAAGGCUCAGGAAGCAUCUAAAGCACUUCGACCUGAGCAAGCUAUUACCACCAAGGCAGAGGAAGAUGAUGCUGUAUUUGAUGAUGAUGAUGAGGAGCUUCGAAAAUCAUUGGAAAGGGCAAGAAAAUUAGCUCUGAAAAAACAAGAGGCUGGUAAAUCUGUACCAGAGGCCAUUGCAUUGCUUGCCACUUCAAAUGCAAACAAUUCAACUGUAGAUAAUAACUCCAACCCUGCAAUUGGAGACUCGCAAGAAAAUAAGGUUGUCUUCACAGAAAUGGAAGAGUUUGUCUGGGGUCUUCAGCUUGAUGAAGAUUCGAAAAAACCAGAUGCUGAAGAUGUUUUCAUGGAAGAUGUGACACCGGUUUCUCCUGAAGCAGCAGCAAUAACUGAGGAUGGUGGCUGGACAGAGGUGAAAGAAACUGAGAAUAAUGAACCAGCCAUAGAGGAGGAUGAAGAGGCGGCUCCAGAUGGCGCAAUACAUGAAGCUUCUGUUGGAAAGGGGUUAUCUGGAGCUCUCAGGCUUCUGAAAGAACGAGGAACACUCAAGGAAACAAUUGAAUGGGGUGGUCGAAACAUGGACAAGAAGAAAAGCAAGCUUGUUGGCAUUACUGACCAGGAAGGACCCAAGGAAAUACACAUAGAGAGGACUGAUGAGUAUGGCCGAAUUUUGACUCCAAAAGAGGCCUUUCGGUUGCUUUCCCAUAAAUUUCAUGGAAAGGGCCCUGGCAAAAUGAAACAAGAGAAACGCAUGCGGCAAUACCAAGAAGAGCUAAAGGUGAAACAAAUGAAAAAUUCAGACACACCAUCACAGUCUGUGGAGAGAAUGAGGGAAGCUCAAGAAAAACUGAAGACUCCUUAUCUUAUUCUUAGUGGACAUGUUAAACCAGGGCAAACUAGUGAUCCCAGAAGUGGUUUUGCUACUGUUGAGAAGGACCUUCCUGGUGGUUUAACACCUAUGCUCGGUGAUAAAAAGGUUGAACACUUCUUGGGCAUAAAAAGGAAAUAUGAGCCAGGUGACUCUAACUCACAAAAGAAGCCUAGAACCUGAUUUGAAGUUAAUGCACUCUUAUGCGUUGAAGGUUGAAGCAACUGGUGCUAGCACUACAUUCUUGUUGAAAAUCAUCAAUCAUCAAUCUUGUCCCACAAGUUCAACGGUUAUAAUUGACAUUACAAUCUUGUUGAGAGCAUCAAUGAACCAGAUUCCCUAUCACUUGAAUUUAUUUGGGAUUGUUGAUCACUUUCAUUUGCUACACUUUGCAUUAACAAAAUAUGUCUUUUGAUGGUGAUGAAGAGGGUAUAUCAAUGAAACAAUCAGUUGUGUAGAAACCAACUAGUUAUGUUUUGUAUUCCAAAAAACUAGUUAUGUUUUGUACAUCUGUAAACAAUUUAUCCUUUUGGUAUGUAUACUGAAUGUAUGCUGAUAUGAAUAGAAACUACGGAGUAAUAUAUAGACAUCCCAACAAGUUUGAGUUCUUACAUGUUGGAUGUCAAUUGUUAUACCA
Messenger RNA from Ipomoea nil (Japanese morning glory), 3265 nucleotides. RefSeq names its product SART-1 family protein DOT2. Gene Ontology annotation, cellular component: U4/U6 x U5 tri-snRNP complex. The transcript is spliced from 12 exons. The record is from RefSeq and is a predicted model, not a curated record. NCBI's taxonomy places the organism in Eukaryota, Viridiplantae, Streptophyta, Magnoliopsida, Solanales, Convolvulaceae. Bases 31 to 2811 code for a protein of 926 amino acids. Gene Ontology annotation, biological process: mRNA cis splicing, via spliceosome; maturation of 5S rRNA.